Gigantopelta aegis is the source of this 4703-nucleotide messenger RNA. Its product is annotated as lon protease homolog 2, peroxisomal-like. The coding region runs from base 5 to 2551 and encodes 848 amino acids. Gene Ontology annotation, biological process: protein catabolic process; protein quality control for misfolded or incompletely synthesized proteins; protein targeting to peroxisome. Gene Ontology annotation, molecular function: ATP hydrolysis activity; ATP-dependent peptidase activity; serine-type endopeptidase activity. The record is from RefSeq and is a predicted model, not a curated record. The transcript is spliced from 17 exons. Gene Ontology annotation, cellular component: peroxisomal matrix. Lineage: Eukaryota; Metazoa; Mollusca; Gastropoda; Neomphalida; Peltospiridae.
GAAAAUGGCGUCGCCCAUUAAAAUUCCCAGGCGCUUGCCAUUGCUUAUGGUUGCAGACAAUGUUCUCCUACCCGGAUCGUCUAUGCGAAUCCCGGUCAAGAGCACUAGAAAUAUGAACAUGGUGAAAAGCCGUCUGCUUGGCCGCAGUACACUGAGCAGCACAGUGAUUGGUGUGAUCCCUAAGGACCCCAGCAGAGAUAUUGAGGAUGAUGAUAUUUCAAGCGUCCAUCCAAUUGGAACAGCAGCUAUUGUUGUUCAGAUAACUGGAACUAACUGGCCUCGGCCGGCGUAUACACUGCUUGCAACUGGAUUGUGUCGGUUUAGGCUCGAGAGUCUGCUGCAAGAAACUCCGUACCCCAUUGCUUCAGUAACCCAGCUGGAUAAGUUCUCUGGAGAUGAGCAGGAUGAUGUCACUUUAAAUCAAGAACUUGGGCCUCUUGCUGAGAACUUCCGUGAUCAGGCAGCUAAGCUGGUGGAGAUGCUUGAUGUGUCAAUACCCGUAGUGGCCAAGCUCAAGACAAUGCUGGAGAAUGUACCAAGCCAACACCUUCCUGAUAUAUGUGCGGCCAUUGUGAAGGCUUCAUACACUGAGAAGAUUCAGGUUCUUGAUGCUGUUGACUUGUCAGAGAGAUUCAAGAAAGCAUUGCCACUUUUGAUGCGCCAGAUUGAGGGGCUGAAGCUGUUACAACGUGCUAAGAAAGAUGGCAAGGUGGAGAUAAUAAGCAGGAAGGAUGUGAUGCGAUCGAACCACAUGCGGCGCGCGUUCCGGAAGCUGAACACCGACAUUGACGAUGAGGACCUGGAUGGAGAUGUGGAUGAGUCUCUUGACCUGGAGCAGAAGAUAAAAGCAGCCAACAUGCCCGAGGUUGCCCACAAGACUGCCAUGAAAGAAGUGAAGCGACUGAGGAAAAUGCCCCAACACAUGCCAGAACAUGCCAUGAUUCGAAACUACCUUGAGCUGAUGGUCGAACUACCGUGGACUAGGAGCAGUAAAGACAUUCUCGACAUCGUUCAGGCGAGAAAGGACUUGGAUGUGGAUCAUUAUGGCCUGGACAAGUUGAAGAAGCGCGUCCUCGAGUAUCUGGCUGUGCGACAACUCAAGAACUCUCUGAAGGGACCGAUACUGUGCUUCAUCGGACCUCCUGGGGUGGGCAAAACCAGUGUUGGUAGAUCUAUUGCCAGUACAUUGGGUAGAGAGUUCCACAGAAUUGCUCUCGGUGGAGUGUGCGACCAGUCUGAUAUCCGUGGCCACAGAAGGACCUACAUCGGCUCUAUGCCUGGCAGGGUCAUCCAGGGACUGAAGGCUGUGAACGUCAACAACCCAGUCUUCCUGCUGGAUGAAAUUGAUAAACUCAGUAAGAGUCUCCAUGGCGACCCGGCUGCUGCUCUCCUCGAGGUGCUUGAUCCAGAACAGAACCACAACUUCGUUGAUCAUUAUCUGAACGUUCCUUUUGAUCUGUCUCAAGUUCUGUUCAUUGCCACUGCUAACAACAUGGCCAUGAUCCCACCGGCACUGCUCGACAGAAUGGAGGUCAUUCACAUUCCCGGCUACUCGCAGGAAGAGAAGAUAAACAUAGGACUGAGACAUCUGGUUCCCAAGCAGUUCAAACAACAUGGUCUGACGCUGGAACAGCUGCAGAUUCCCGAAGACACAGUUAAACUAAUAGUUUCCAAGUACACGAGAGAGGCCGGUGUCCGCACCCUGGAGCGCCGUCUCGCCGCUGUGUGUCGUGCGGUGGCUGUCCGUGUGGCCGAGGGAGCAUCUGUGGCUAGAGCGGAGAAAACACACGCACCACAGCCAGACAGCCAGGAGAUCACAACAACAGAGCAUGUAUCCCAGGAUGCAACAGCAAUGGCACACCCUCCUGAGAUGCCUAUUGUGAUUGACGAAGUAGCUGUGGAAGAUAUUCUUGGGCCUGCCAUGUAUGAGAGGGAGGUGAAAGAGCGGUUAAGUCAGCCUGGAGUUGCGAUUGGCCUGGCCUGGACGGCGAUGGGGGGUGAGAUUAUGUUUGUAGAAGCGACCAAGAUGGAUGGUGAAGGAAAGUUGACGCUGACAGGACAGCUUGGUGAUGUCAUGAAGGAGUCGGCCAAUCUGGCACUGAACUGGGUGCGAGGCAAUUCAAAGAAGCUCGGUCUGCACCAGACAUCUGACCUGUUGGAUAACACAGACCUGCACAUUCAUUUCCCCGCUGGGGCUGUCGGCAAAGAUGGCCCAUCUGCUGGAGUAACCAUAACGACGGUUCUCGUGUCACUGUUCAGUGACCGCUGUGUCCGCUCGGACACAGCCAUGACAGGAGAAAUCACCCUGAGAGGACUCGUGCUGCCGGUUGGUGGUGUUAAAGAAAAGGUGCUGGCUGCCCACAGAGCUGGCAUUUUCAGAGUCCUUAUCCCUCGACGCAAUGAGAAAGAUCUAUACGAUAUUCCAACCAACAUAAGGAAAGAACUGAGUAUUGUGUUGGUCAGUCAGCUGGAAGAUGUGUUGAAUGCAGCAUUUGAUGAUGGCUUUCCCUCUCUGUCUUCAAUUCCAGUCCACUCAUCCAGCAAGUUGUGAUAUUAUUAUGUGAUUUGUUACUGUCAGGAUCAGUCCUUUACGAGGGGAACAUGGGGGGAAUGUGGGGAUCACUUCAAAGUUGUUGUCCAAUAAUUGUGUAAAUGAUUGGGGUUACGUAAGAAUUUCCCCCAGUGAAAACCCAGAAUUCAGAUUUUCUUGCUGAAUCAGCAUAAUUGGAAAGCAUUCCUACAGGUGCUUCAAUUGUGUUCCUAUGCUGUGCUAGUACAAUUACAUGACAAUCAUAAUUCACUACACUGUUCAAAGAAAGAUCACCGGGCCAAAUUAAUUCAGUUUUGACAAUAUGAUUGGAUUUGUACUUAUACAGGUGAAUGGUAUUUGUCAUGUGUUUCACAGUUAGUGACAUUCUGCAGGUGUGUUUUGCUGAAGGGUGUCGUUGUAUCAUUGUGUCAUCAUGCAGUGUCGUUGUGUCAUUAUGCAGUGUCAAUGUGUCAUCAUGCAGUGUCCAGCUUGUUAAGAAUUUUGUGAUUCAGUAUCAUUGUAAAGCAUCGAUUCUUAACAAGAAACUUGUUAUUGUCACAGUUAUAAAUUGUUACGGAUUUUGUAUAUCAGUAUUAUUGUAUAGCAUCGAUUCUUAACAAGAAACUUGUUAUUGUCUCAGUCAUUGUUACGAAUUUUGUGUAUCAGUAUGAUUGUAUAGCACCAAUUCUUAACAGGAAACUUGUUAUUGUCACGGUCAUUGUUACGGAUUUGGUUUUUCUUUAUUACCCCAGUGAAGUUUGAAGGUGAGACAAGAUUUACUUUUUUCAUUACUAGUAUUAAGUUUUUUAAUUUAGUUCAUGAGGCUUUCUAACCCAUGUUAAGUGUAUACUCGUUGAAAAAUGCAGAUCUUUAUUGCAGAGCUAAAAUUUAACCUGCGUUAUUUCAAUUCUGCAGUCAUAAAAGGAUUGGUUUCCUGUCCAUGGUUAAAUAUAUCUCAAUGUCUACAUGUAUGUUCACAUGUAGACUGGUAAACUGGGUUAAAUUGUUUUGUCUGGACUCCGUUUUAGAAUACACAACAAUUCCCUAAUUGGAGCUCCACAGAAAUGACAAGUACAGCUAAUAAUGUCUUGCAUGAUGCUAGAUAAAUCUGUCUAGCCACCCCGGUGCUGGACGAUUUUACAUACGCGUGUUGUGAUAACUCAUGUUUUACGAUGAUUGAGGUCAUAACUCGUGGUUUUCAGAAUUAUGUUUGCCAUUUUAUGUUGUUUCAAAAAUAUUUAAACAAAUUAAUAUUUUAAACUUUAUAUUUAUUGAUAUGUUGUGACAUUUUUAUGUUGCUGGAUAAGGUGGAUUAUAUUUUUUUGCAUUUGAUUAAAUGAGUUUGUAGGCGAAAUGUUUGCGAAUCGUUCUACAAUAAACAAACCGUAGGUUACAAAAUUAAUGUUUUGUUAAUGUAAUUAAAUGAGCAAUAAAAAGAAUCAAUCACUGUUGUGAGUUAUAGAUAAGGCAAUUCCAACCCUCGGGACAAAAUGUUUUUGUAAGGGCUUCGGUAAACCUCGGCCCUCAAAAAAAAAGUUUUUCCCUCUAUUCUAUUAAAUCAUCUGCUUAAAGCCUGUCUGCGUCAACAUGGAACCUUUGAACUGACAUGAAAGUCCAUAAUGAAAUAUGUUAAAAUGCAUAUAAAUACAUAGUUUCAAGUGUUAAAUCCUCACCAACUAAUUGGAUAAAGAAAAGAGUGUUUUUUUUGUUUGUUUUUUGUUUGUUUGUUUAACAGAUUAUCAUAAAAUUGUAUAGAUUAAAUCUCAUUUUAAACAGAGAUGAAGGUAAAAUGAUGAAACAGCCUAGGUAUUAACCCUGAAUUAUUACUACGGUCAUAAUCAAAAUUAUAAACAACCAUGCUUUUGCCUGUUACAUAAUUGUAAAUAAAUAAUUCAUGAAAAUACCUGAAAUAAAAACUCUGUUACUACAUGUAUGUGCAAAUUACAGGCAUAAUAAACAUGGAAUAAUUGCCUUUUAUAGCUUAUUGCAUGUACAUGUAUGUGCAAAUUACAGGCAUAAUAAACAUGGAAUAAUUGCCUUUUAUAGCUUAUUGCGUGUACAUGUAUGUGCAAAUUACAGGCAUAAUAAACAUGGAAUAAUUGCCUUUUAUAGCUUAUUGCAUGUACAUGUGUUGUCAAAUUGUAUUAAAAUCAAUAAAGUUAAAUUGCAUAUA